CCAGGCGGGUCCUGGGAUCGAGAGAGACAACAAGAUUUGUGACUUGUGAGGGACUAAGCGGAGACUUGCUGUCUAUUAUAUAAGCCCAUCUACUAAAAAUAUUCAGAUAUUACUACCAUUUCUUUUCCUUUCCAUUUUUUUUUUGUGUGGAUUUUAAUCCCUCCUUUCUUUCACAAUAAAAAAGAGAAAGAAGGUAUAGAGAGAACAUAGGAGUCCCAGUAGAGAAGUAAAGUGCCAUAAAAAACGACAAGACGCAUCACGCUACGAAUGGAAUCUGUGUUUCCUUUUUCCUCAUUUUCGUGUCAAGGAGCAUGAAUUUUCCGUUUCGUUUUUACCUUGCUGACUAAGAUUGUUAUUGUUAAUAUCAAUGCCAUCCUCAUCAACACGAAGCUUAAGCUUACGCGUUCACUGAGUGGGAGCAUUUUCCUAUAAUACACUCCGCAGAAGCUUCGAGUUAAAGAGCAUCUAUCCAAAUCGAAGCCCUAGCUGGUUUUCUUCCGAUAGAAAGAGACGCGCUCUGAAUCUGCGCAUUUCCAAUGGCGUUUUGGUGGCCGUUGCUCGUUUUAGCAUUCGCUUACGGUAUUUGUAGGUUCCUUCUCAUGCUCAUUCCUCCUAAAGUUCCUUCCAUCGACGUUGACACUUCCGAUGUGUUGGACGAUGGAAACCAAGCGCAGGAGAACAGUUUCAUAUAUGUACCUCCAAGGGGAACAUCGCAGCAAUCGGGCAAGAUAGUUCAGUGCUACGAACCUGCAACUAUGAAAUAUUUGGGAUAUGUUCCUGCAUUGACGCAUGAGGAGGUCAAAGAUCGAGUGUCAAAAGUAAGGAAGGCACAAAAAAUGUGGGCAAAGUCCAGCUUCAAGCAAAGACGCUUAUUUUUGCGUAUACUUUUAAAGUAUAUAAUUAAACAUCAAGCGCUUAUAUGCGAAAUAUCUUCACGUGAUACUGGAAAGACAAUGGUAGAUGCCUCUUUAGGAGAAAUAAUGACAACAUGUGAGAAGAUCAAUUGGCUAUUGUCAGAGGGUGAGCAGUGGUUAAAGCCUGAAUACCGGUCUUCUGGAAGAUCAAUGCUUCAUAAGAGAGCUAAAGUAGAAUUUCAUCCCCUUGGUGUUAUUGGAGCCAUUGUUUCAUGGAAUUAUCCCUUCCACAAUAUUUUUAAUCCUAUGCUGGCUGCAAUUUUUUCUGGAAACGGUAUUGUGAUUAAGAUAUCAGAACAUGCAAGUUGGUCUGGAUGCUUUUAUUUCCGGAUCAUCCAAUCAGCCCUUGCUGCCAUAGGAGCUCCAGAGGACCUCGUUGAGGUGAUAACAGGGUUUGCUGAAACAGGAGAAGCAUUGGUAUCUUCUGUUGAUAAAGUCAUAUUUGUUGGAUCGCCUGGUGUUGGUAAGAUGAUAAUGAAUAAUGCUUCUAACACACUUAUACCAGUGACACUGGAGCUUGGUGGCAAAGAUGCAUUUAUUGUUUGUGAAGACGUAGAUCUGGACCAUGUUGCACAAAUUGCUGUCAGGGCUGUGCUUCAGUCAAGUGGACAGAACUGUGCUGGGGCAGAGCGAUUUUAUGUCCAUAGGGAAAUCUAUUCUUCUUUUGUUAGCAAAGUUACCAAAAUUGUGAAGUCUGUUACAGCUGGCCCACCACUUGUUGGAAAGUAUGAUAUGGGAGCUUUAUGCAUGCAUGAGCAUUCUGAAAAGCUUGAAGGCCUUGUAAAUGAUGCUUUAGACAAAGGAGCUGAAAUUGUUGCCCGUGGGAAUCUUGGACAUAUAGGCGAAGACGCAGUUGAUCAAUAUUUCCCCCCUACUGUGAUUGUGAAUGUGAACCACACAAUGAGAUUGAUGCAAGAAGAGGCAUUUGGACCAAUCAUGCCAAUAAUGAAAUUCAGCUCUGAUGAGGAGGUUGUCAGGCUUGCAAAUGACUCAAAAUAUGGGCUCGGCUGUGCUGUUUUCUCAGGCAAUCAGAGCCGUGCCAGAGAGAUAGCUUCACAGAUACAUGCUGGGGUAGCUGCAGUUAAUGAUUUUGCAUCAACAUACAUGUGUCAGUCCCUACCAUUUGGGGGUGUGAAACAUAGUGGAUUUGGACGAUUUGGUGGUGUAGAAGGUUUGCGAGCUUGCUGUCUUGUUAAAGCAGUUGUUGAAGAUCGAUGGUGGCCAUUUGUCAAAACCAAGAUACCUAAGCCUAUUCAGUAUCCUGUUGCAGAGAAUGGAUUCGAAUUUCAGGAGUCACUUGUUGAAGCGCUUUAUGGUCUCGGCAUAUGGGACCGUUUGCGAGCAUUAGUAAACGUUUUAAAAAUGCUUACUGAGCAAAAUCCUGGUGGCAGUAGCAAUAAGAGAAGAAAUGACUGAUUGUCAGGUCAGGUAACAUUCUAAAUGGCUAAUAUCGUCAGAUACUCAAACCCUGCUGCUAGCAAGCUGUAAGAGAAGAAAUGAAUAAUUGGCGGCAACUCAGGAUAACACGCUAAAUGGUUAAUAUUGCCAAGUUAGGUGGGGGAUGUCACUUUUGGUUGACGUAUUUAUCUAAUCUCUAUCUAGAAAUCUCCUGUGACUAUAAUGUUAAGGGGAUUUAAACUCAAACUAGUUGGUGAUUAUAUAAAUUGCAGGAGAUAGGAUAUUUUUGUGAUUGUGGCCUUUGGAUACCUAUUCAUUAGGGCAUAUACCAAUGAUCAACUUAAGGCUAUGGGUAAAAUAUUUCAACUAA
Molecule: messenger RNA, 2682 nt
Organism: Glycine soja
Lineage: Eukaryota; Viridiplantae; Streptophyta; Magnoliopsida; Fabales; Fabaceae
Product: aldehyde dehydrogenase 22A1-like
Exons: 14
Coding region: 537-2330 (597 amino acids)
Molecular function (GO): aldehyde dehydrogenase (NAD+) activity
Source: RefSeq, a predicted model, not a curated record